Messenger RNA from Scophthalmus maximus (turbot), 3108 nucleotides. Its product is annotated as neurocalcin-delta A. Gene Ontology annotation, biological process: calcium-mediated signaling. Gene Ontology annotation, cellular component: cytosol. NCBI's taxonomy places the organism in Eukaryota, Metazoa, Chordata, Actinopteri, Pleuronectiformes, Scophthalmidae. The transcript is spliced from 5 exons. The record is from RefSeq and is a predicted model, not a curated record. Gene Ontology annotation, molecular function: calcium ion binding; actin binding; tubulin binding. Bases 344 to 925 code for a protein of 193 amino acids.
ACGUGACCGCGGUGACGUCAGGGGGCAGGCGGAGGAGAGGGAUUACUUUGUGAUCUUCUAACAAACUGCUGCUCGGACCGAGGAACCUCCGACACUCAGUCGGUCUGUUCUGUCUCUGUCUCGUCGUCUGCUCCUCUCUCUCUCUCUCUCUCUCUCUCUCUCUCUCUCUCUCUGUUUCCUUCUGGUGUAACUCUGGUGGGUUCCCGCCUGUUGCUGCUUCCUCCUCUUCCUCCUCUUCUUCUUCUUCUGCAGCUGCUGCGGACACGAACUUCAGUCUGUGGAGAAAGUGAUGGAACACUGAACGACCCAACGACGAGAGCUGUGACCGACAGGACCGACAGACAUGGGGAAGCAGAACAGCAAGCUCCGUCCCGAGGUGAUGCAGGACCUGCUGGAGAGCACCAACUUCACCGAGCACGAGAUCCAGGAGUGGUACAAGGGCUUCCUGAAGGACUGCCCCAGCGGCAACCUGUCAAUGGAGGAGUUCAAGAAGAUCUACGGCAACUUCUUCCCGUACGGCGACGCGUCCAAGUUCGCCGAGCACGUCUUCCGCACGUUCGACGCCAACGGCGACGGGACCAUAGACUUCCGGGAGUUCAUCAUCGCGCUGAGUGUCACGUCGCGUGGCAAGCUGGAGCAGAAGCUGAAGUGGGCGUUCAGCAUGUACGACCUGGACGGGAACGGGUACAUCAGCAAAGAUGAAAUGCUGGAGAUAGUACAGGCGAUCUACAAGAUGAUGUCCACGGUGAUGAAGAUGCCUGAGGACGAGUCGACGCCUGAGAAGAGGACCGAGAAGAUCUUCAAGCAGAUGGACACCAACCGGGACGGCAAACUGUCUCUGGAGGAGUUCAUCAAGGGGGCGAAGAGCGACCCCUCCAUCAUCCGCCUGCUGCAGUGCGACCCCAGCAGCGCAGGACAGUUCUAAAGCCGAGGCGCCGACAGAAACCAAGCCUCUUCAGGUGACUCUAAACGCCCUCGACUCUCCUCCACCCACGGAGCCGACUGAAGAUGAAGGAUGACGACGCUGACGAUGAAGACGGGCCUUCGAUUUGCACUGAGGACUUCACAGACGGGCCACGGGAGCCACAUCCUUGCAGUUUUGCCAAAUUGAAAACACCGUUUAUCUAAAACUUCCAAACACAAAAACAAGAAGUGAACUUUGAGACUUUAGAAGUACCCCCCCCCCCCCCCCUCAGUUCUCCUGUUGGCAUGUCAGAGUGUGGAGAAGGUCCACAGUAGGUUGUGUACAUAUAUACAGUAUAAACUGGAGUCUGUAUCAGUGUCUUUGCUUGGCUCUCUGCGCCCUCGGAGGCUCCAGGCGGGGGCGACACCGAGCCCCCGUCACUCACAUGCGUGUCAUCGAUGGAGAAGGAGAGAGACGACGGUGUUGAAUAUCACGACGCGGCGUAGGUGAGAUCUUUGCGCUUCAUGCGAGGAGCGUUCGCACAAACAGAUUUGCUCUUGAAUCGUUCGUACGAGCGACUUAGGAGAACUUCCCCCGCACUCUCGUGAAUUAGUCUGCUGUCAAUCGAACCCCAGUUUUCUUCAUCACUUUGAAGCGAUUAUAAGGAAAAAUGAAAAUAUUAUAUAAAACAUAUAUAUAAAUGUCACCUCAUGACGUGGACAUUAUUCUGUUUAAUUCUGCAAUUCAAAUGGUGAUACAAUUUCUAAAUGUGUUUGUGUACUACUAUGCAUAUUACACCCGAAUCAAUGGUCUGAUUUUGUGACGUGUCACUGGUGUAAUAAAAGUAUCAUCUGUCCCACUGGGGUUUUUCAUAUCGGUGAGAAUUUGACGGAGUUGGUUGGAGCGUCAGUGUUCUGACGCUGCCGCUCUAAAAUCGAUAUAGAAAACUAAUCUCUGAAGUAUUAUGAGUAGUGUAGAUAUUUUAAAAGCGCAACUACAUUUGUUAAAGCAAAAUCCACCUAGUACAGAAUGCUCGCUUCAUAACAACUGUUGUGAAGUAAUAACACAAAAAAUGAAACCAGUGUACUUAAGCGGUCGCUGGAUAUCAAGCAUGCAAACCACUUUCUUACUUUGGUUCACGUGCUGUGUGAUGAACAGAAACACGCUUCCUCCUCACUCAUUCUCCGGGCGUCUUCAAACGCUGCAUGUUUGAACAGUUGGGUACAGUUGGCUGCGUAGACUAAUUAACGUGUGCAUGUGACUCGUGUGCAUGCGUGUGUGAUUUUCAACGUGCGUUUAUGGAUUUAUGGAUGACCAAAAGAGGCCAGUCGUCCACUCCGCUCUGAGCCCCCCCCCCCCCCCCCCCAUCGUACGUCGGUGUGGUCAUCCUUUCGUUCUACCAGUGGUCAGUGUUAUUGACGGCGAAUGAACUGCCAAAGCUGAAACAUGUAAAGGUUCAAAUGUGAGCAGCUUCACGGAGGGAAGCAAAGAGGAGGACGACCAAACUGCACACACGCCAUUUAACAGGGACGCUGUUUCAGUUGAGCUCAAUAAUUUAUCGGCAUUUACAUAAUUUAGAGCGUUAGAGGAGGUCACUGACACGAUGUUGGGCGACUAACACAAACACGUGCAGUGACUUGAUGAACGUUCGUCGGCCUCCUCUCCUCUCCCUCCGUCUUCUAGGAAGUUCAUUCCUGGUGCAGGGAAACGUCCCUGAGCCCUUCCUCAGUUCUGAGCCGAGCCCCUUCUCCGUUCUGUUUCCCAAUCUUUGAAUGUUUUAUUGAAUAACUGCUGUUUUUUCUUUCGCUGUUUUUUGUCUUUGAAGAAAGAGAAGAGAAAAAAUAGACGCAGACAAACACCGAGAAUCACAACUACUGCGAUGAUACUGUCUCACACACACAAUGUGUUGCUUUUACUGUAUUUUGAUGAUUUCCCAUUUCUCUUUUGAAAAGCUGCGUCACGCAUAACAUUUCUUCUGUUAAAACACAAAAUCGCAUCUUGUGCCAAAUAAAAACAAAAAAAAAACAGUUUUGUAUAUCGAUUUAUACUGUGUAACAAAAUGUUUGUAUCUGUUGCAUUUUGUAGGUUUUUGUAAGGUCUUCUGUAUUUAGUGACUGCAGUUUUGGAACAGGAUUCUGAACAGGAUUUCUUUUGUUGUUGUCAACUUUAAAAAGGCUAGAAUUAAAAUUGUGUGCAAACAUUCA